This is a messenger RNA of Cyphellophora europaea CBS 101466, 2193 nucleotides long. RefSeq names its product E1-like protein-activating enzyme Gsa7p/Apg7p. Gene Ontology annotation, biological process: C-terminal protein lipidation; protein modification by small protein conjugation; piecemeal microautophagy of the nucleus. The transcript has a single exon. The record is from RefSeq and is a predicted model, not a curated record. The coding region runs from base 1 to 2193 and encodes 730 amino acids. NCBI's taxonomy places the organism in Eukaryota, Fungi, Ascomycota, Eurotiomycetes, Chaetothyriales, Cyphellophoraceae. Gene Ontology annotation, molecular function: Atg8 activating enzyme activity; Atg12 activating enzyme activity. Gene Ontology annotation, cellular component: cytoplasm; phagophore assembly site.
AUGCAGUACGUUCCGUUCGCCUCUGACAUCGAGAUCCCCUUCUACGCCUCUCUCGCCUCACACAAAAUCAAUCAUGAUAAGCUGGACGACUCGGCCCGCAAGCUUAUGGGGUUCUACGAGAUCCGUCCAGCUGAUGCUAAAGAGCAUUCUUGUCGGAUGCAGAUUCAUGGCAACGCCCUGACCAACGAUGAGACUCCGGCUGGAUACUAUCGUGCCGAGGGAAUGAUCAAGAACGUCAACACGGUCGAAGACUACAGGAACAUCGAUAAAAUCCAGAUGUUGCAACAAGCCGGUCGGACCAUUUGGGAUUCCAUUAAUGAUGGCACUAUAUUUUCGUGUCCCUCGCUUCUGGCCUCGUUCCUCGUGCUAUCGUUCGCCGACCUCAAAAAAUAUCGCUUCUCCUACUGGUUCGCUUUCCCGGCCCUCGUUAUGGAACCAUCCUGGGCGCCUGUAUCCGAGACAGGACAAGCGGUAGAGGGUACGCCACACAAAAAGCUGAGCUCCGACGAGAGCACGGCUUUGGUGGACAAAGUCCAAACAUGGCGCUACAGCGUUGACUCCCGCCAGCACGGCUUCUUCUUAGCCAAAAAGAGUCGCAGACCACAACCAAAAUCAGAGCCAGAGCCUGAGCGCGAUCCAGAGGAACAGGACCGAUCCUCGUCACCGCCACUUACACCUGGCGCGAGCCUGAGCUUCACGUGGCAAAUUGCGUCAUUGUCCGCCUACGAGACGGGUUUCUUCGAAGGCGAGUAUGCCGACGACUGCUACGUCUGCUUCGCUGAUCCCUCCAACUACUCCGAACCCGGGCCCGUCGCCCCAGCCUGGGUGCUAAGAAACCUCCUCGUCCUAAUGCGCCAACGAUGGAAGCGCGACCGCGCCCAGAUCCUGUGCUACCGCGAGACCCAGAGCCGUCGAGACGCCGCCCGAAGCGUCAUUCUCGACAUGGAGAUCCCCCGACAGAGCGCGAAGCAGACGAGCACCACCACCACCACAAGCACGACGGACGAAGCACUCCAGAAAGACCCCAUGGCGCUCCCCAAAGUCGUCGGCUGGGAGCGCAACGCUCAAGGCAAGCUCGCGGGCCGCAUGGUCGACCUGACCGAGUACAUGGACCCCAAGAAACUCGCCGACUCGAGCGUCGACCUGAACCUCAAGCUGAUGAAGUGGCGCAUCAGCCCCACCCUCAACCUCGACGUCAUCAAACAAACGAAAUGCCUCCUCCUCGGCGCCGGCACGCUGGGCAGCUACGUAUCGCGCAACCUGCUGGGCUGGGGCGUGCACAAGAUCACGUUCGUCGACAACGGCGCCGUCUCCUUCUCCAAUCCCGUGAGGCAGCCGCUGUUCAACUUCAGGGACUGUCUCGAGGGAGGGAAGAAGAAGGCCCUCGCCGCCGCGGAGGCGUUGAAGGACAUCUAUCCGGGCGUCGACUCGGCGGGGCAUGUCAUGUCCGUCCCGAUGGCGGGACAUCCGGUCACAGAUGCGGAGCGCUCAAGGGCUGAGUACGAGAAGUUGAAAGACCUUAUUGACGAGCACGAUGUUAUAUUCCUCUUGAUGGACUCAAGAGAGUCUCGUUGGCUUCCCACUGUCAUGGGUAAAGCUGCGGGCAAGCUGGUUGUGAAUGCUGCUCUUGGCUUCGACACGUAUGUGGUCAUGAGACACGGUGUUCGCACAUCCCCCGCGUCAGACCCGAUGCUAAGUCUUGGAUGCUACUUCUGCAACGAUGUUGUGGCCCCAGCAGACUCCAUGAAAGACCUCACUCUCGACCAGCAGUGCACUGUUACCCGACCUGGUAUCGCUGCCAUCGCGUCCGCAUUGCUCGUCGAGCUAGUGAUCUCAGUGCUCCAGCAUCCUCAGGGUCACGCCGCACCUGCUGCGUCAUCUUCCCAGGAAGAUCGUGGCGACCAUCCACUUGGCAUUGUUCCGCAUCAGAUCCGCGGCUUCUUGUCUAGCUUCAACAAUCUGAACAUCGUCGGACAGUCAUACGACUGUUGUAGUGCCUGCUCCGAGAAGGUACUGUCGGCGUAUGAGACGGAUGGUUGGUCUUUCGUCGAGAAGGCGCUGAACGACAAGGACUAUGUCGAAGAAUUGAGCGGCCUGAAGGAGGUUCAGCGGGCUGCCGAAGCCGCCGCCGCCGACAUUGAGUUCAGCGAGGAAGAAGGCAUCGAGGAUGAGGGGGACGGCGAGCUCAUUUAA